Vitrella brassicaformis is the source of this 1316-nucleotide messenger RNA. Lineage: Eukaryota; Vitrellaceae. The record is from the annotation of a GenBank genome assembly.
CCGUUCGGUGCCGUGGAGGCCUACCAUGGCGGCCGCGGCAAGAAUCACCUUGCCAACGUCGAGAGCAAGUUCGCAAGCGGUGAGAGAGAGAGAGAGAGACGCUGCAAUUCUUAACACACAUGCACACCAGCCAAGUACACACACCUCUGUGUGUGUGUGUGUGUGUGCAGGCGCUCUGCGUAUUGUCGUGGCGACGAGUGCGUCCUGUGUGAACCUGAUCAACACGGGAGUGCUGAAUGGCCUGAUCUACUACAGCACGCCGCAGUCCUUCGAGGCACUGAGGGCUGAGCUGACGGCCUGGGGGUCAGCCUGCCAGGAUGGUACGUCCUCUCACAGACACGCACAGAGAGCCCAUAUGGCUGUGAGGGGACGACACAGCCACACGUGUGUGUAUGAGUGUGCUGAUACACAUAGGUGUGGUAUGCUGUGGUGCCUCUUGUAGCCGAAGGAAAGUGCCAUGUGUUUCUGCGCCCCGAGGAGCUGAUGACGGUGCACAGGGCGACCAGCGAGCCGUCCGUCGACCCGUGGGCCGCACCCUCACCGACGGCAAAUGGGAUCUCACCAGUGGUGAGUUGAUUGAAAGAGACACGGCUCACAGAUACGGAGACACAAUAUAGUCUCCGUCGCUGUAUGCGUCAGAUCGCCGCCUACAUUUCAUAUAUAUCUCAAGACUCUUUCCCACGCGUCACUGCCCAUGCAAGAACGGAAUGAUGCCUCUGGCGAGAGUACGUGGAGAACUGGUACAGGACAACCAUUUCAGAGGACCCGAAGGACAUUGAAGACUGGCCAAACUUCGACGACGACCCCGUCGUCUUCAUGUGGAAGCUCUGGGAGAUGAAGGUGCACUUCAUCGACGUAAGUUACACACGUGCUUCAAGAUGGAAACAAACACUCUUGGAGAGACCGAGCAUAUGUCCAUCAUCGUGAAUAAUGCAGGAGUUCGAGCUGCGCUUCAACGCCCUCUCCAAGAACCGCUGCCACGCCAUGCUCAUCCAAGCCUCCAUGCGGCCACCAGGGCACCUCUGAAUCACAGCUGCGCAUGUGCUGCUGUAUGUCUGAGAGGUCUGCUCAUUCAUGGUGUGUGCCUGUGUUGUCAUCAGAGACAGAGGAAGACCCGCGACGAGUUGGAGGCGGAGCUGGCCGAGGCCAAGGCGCAGUUAGUGACGGUGAGGGAGGAUGCGCUCAAGGCAGAGAAGGAGGCGAGCAACACCACCGACACACUACCCGAAUCCCCGCCCUCACCACCCGAAGCCCCAGCCCAGCAGACCAGCCGACCCACUAUUCCAACUAAGAGAGGCGGGAGUGCCUGGGGCUAG